GCAGGUGAAGAAAUGAAAUGAGCAAAGGGAAAGCAAGGAAGAUAAGCGAGAAAUAAUAAAGCAGAGAGAGAAGUAUAAAGAUGAAGCUCAAAGUAUAUGCAGAUCGCAUGUCUCAGCCAGCCCGAGCUGUCAUCCUCUUCUUAAAGUUAAAUGGUAUAAACUAUGAGGAGGUCAGGGUAGAUAUCGCGAAGCAUCAGCAUUUAACUCCUGAAUAUGCAGAAAUUAAUCCCAUGAAGCAGCUGCCGGCCAUUGUUGAUGGACGAUUUAAGCUGUUUGAGAGUCAUGCUAUUCUUAUCUAUCUUGCUUGCUCGUUUCCUGGAGUUGCAGAUCAUUGGUAUCCGGCUGAUGUUUUCAAGAGAAGUAAGAUACACUCGGUGUUGGAUUGGCAUCACUCCAACUUACGUCCUGGUCCAGUCACAAUUGUUCGUAAUACUGUUCUGGCGCCUGCGCUUGGCCGUCCAUUCAAUCCAGAAGCAGCUGCUGAAGGUGAGAAAUUUUUGUCCGCAUCUUUGUCAAAGAUAGAGUCUAUUUGGCUCAAGGAUAAUGGCCGUUUUUUGCUCGGUGGGAACCAACCAUCUAUAGCCGAUCUUAGCCUUGUUUGUGACAUAAUGCAACUCGAGCUUUUGGAUGAGUCGGAUCGAGACAGGUUAUUGGAUCCUUACAAGAAAGUUCAGCAAUGGAUCGAGAACACAAGAAACGCUACGAAUCCUCACUUUGAUGAAGUGCACAAGAUUCUGAUGAAAGCCAAAGAAAAACGGCAUAAUCAACGGUUAAACGGAGCAAAUAAUGGAUGGGGUGGACCCGAAAUGAAAAAAACUUUGCUUUCGAAAAUCUGAGAAAUGAAGAAACUGCAUUACUAGAAUGUAUCAUAAGAACUUGUGUUGUUUCAACUGUUACCGGAAGCUCUCUAGUUAGCUGUUUCAUUCGAACUCGAAGUGAAUGCCGGAUAUGUGUAUGAACAUUCAUUGAUCG
Molecule: messenger RNA, 972 nt
Organism: Hibiscus syriacus
Lineage: Eukaryota; Viridiplantae; Streptophyta; Magnoliopsida; Malvales; Malvaceae
Product: glutathione S-transferase T1-like
Exons: 7
Coding region: 81-836 (251 amino acids)
Source: RefSeq, a predicted model, not a curated record